This is a messenger RNA of Cucumis melo (muskmelon), 2492 nucleotides long. Its product is annotated as ribokinase. The record is from RefSeq and is a predicted model, not a curated record. Gene Ontology annotation, biological process: D-ribose metabolic process. The transcript is spliced from 4 exons. The coding region runs from base 1136 to 2248 and encodes 370 amino acids. Gene Ontology annotation, molecular function: ribokinase activity. NCBI's taxonomy places the organism in Eukaryota, Viridiplantae, Streptophyta, Magnoliopsida, Cucurbitales, Cucurbitaceae.
AUCCAAGUCGAUAUUGAUGAUCAAGAUUUCAAUUUUAUGGAUAUAUUGAUGGACAUAUCAACUUAUAUUUUCAUCUUUGAUUCAAAGCGGACAUGGUUGGAUGACAAAUUUUUAUCAUCAUUUGGAUAGAUGAGUUUUGAACUUGCAUCAAAUAAAAUGAUUUUUUCAUUUGAAGUUGCAUUUCUGGUGAGCUGCAUGUUGACUGCCUAAUUUGAAGAGUAUUGUGUGUUGGGUUGCUUCACCAUCUUUUGCCCAACUCUCAAUUUAACACUUCAUCCAUUUGUUUUCAAAAUUCUAUGCUGACCAUUGAGGCCAUGGAACUUUCGUACACCCAUUCUUCAAAAUCCUACACCUGUGCUUAUCCUGGAGUUAGUUAUUUUUUAUUUUUUGAAAUAUUUUGAUUACGUAACCGAAACCAUUUUGAUUUUUUAUUUUCCUUUUUCGUGAUUCUUUGAUUCUUCCUCUUCAUUAAAAUGUGCAAAAAUUCAAAUCUCUUCCAGGAAAUUAUUGUAAAUAUAAAUACAAGGAUACUAAUAAUUUGUAUAUGAUUCGAAUUUUCGCACUCUCUACUGUACUUACAAAUAGUUUAAACAAAUGAGAAGGAUCGAUUGUUUGUUUAUUUAUGUUUAAAAAAUUGACGUGCUUGAUAACUAUUUUAUUUUUAGAUAUUGAAAUUUUAGUUUAUAAAUGUUAUCGUGUGCAUUGGUUUUCUUGGUUAAUGUAUCUAAUCAAAAUUUAGCUUGUUCUAUUCAGCCGAUGUAUGGUACAAUUCAAUCCAACCCAUUUGGUUGCUAAUGCGUCUAAUUAAUUUAGCUAUGUUCGAUUACGAAAGAUCAUGCUAUAUGAAUUGAUUAUGCGACAAGUUAUGAAAUGAUUUUAUUAAUUUAGGCAUGUUUUCAAACUAUUUCAAUCCAUCAGGGUUAAAUAUAUCUUGAACUAUUCGUUAAACAAAAUAUUAUUAGAAUUAGUUGAUUGGAUAUUGGUAGAUGUUGUCAUUCAGUUUACAGCUUGUGAAUUUGUCAUAAGACAAAGCAGAGCUGUAGCGUAGGAACCGGAGAUUUGAGCGACUAAAAGGGUAAAGAGCAAGAGAAAAAAACGUUUCAAUUGUCAACUCCACUCCUUCUCCGACGAAAUCAUGAACGCAAUUUCACGGUCGCCAUUGCCGGAAAACUUCCUCGCACUACCCAUUAAGUCCACCAAAAUCCUUUCCCCACGUAUUCAAUUCACAAAUCCACAAAACCCUUUCAAUUCUAGACUCCCAGUUCCCCGUUUCUCCAUCGAUUCAUCCAAAUCCCCAACUCCAGUGACCCCCAUCGAGCCACCCCCGUUGGUCGUCGUCGGCUCAGCCAAUGCUGACAUCUACGUGGAGAUCGAUCGGCUACCGGAGGAGGGAGAGACUAUCUCCGCUAAAAGUGGCCAGACUCUGGCCGGCGGUAAGGGGGCCAAUCAGGCCUGCUGCGGUGGCAAGCUCGAGUACCCAACUUACUUUGUGGGUCAGGUUGGCGAGGAUGCUCAUGGGAAGCUGAUCACGGCGGCGCUUGAGGAUGGUGGCGUCCGGCUUGAUCAUUUGGCUACUGUGGCGGCAGCGCCGACGGGGCACGCGGUGGUGAUGUUACAGUCUGGCGGGCAGAAUUCUAUCAUCAUUGUUGGUGGUGCUAAUAUGAAUUGUUGGCCUGACGCGUUAUCUGACAGUGAUUUGGAGGUUAUAAGAAAUGCUGGGAUCGUUUUGCUACAGAGGGAGAUUCCCGAUUCAGUCAAUAUCCAAGUUGCAAAGGCUGCCAGGAGUGCUGGGGUUCCAGUUAUAUUGGAUGCUGGUGGAGUUGACGCUCCUAUCCCACAAGAACUGCUUGACCAUGUUGAUAUUUUUAGUCCAAAUGAAAGUGAGCUAAGUCGCCUAACAGGAUGCCCAACUGAAAGCUUCGAACAAAUUGGACAAGCUGUAGAAAAAUGCUAUAAAAUGGGUGUCAAGCAAGUUCUUGUAAAACUCGGGGACAAAGGAUCUGCUUUUUUUACCCAAGGGGAAAAACCAAUCAGACAAUCCAUCAUAUCAGCUGCGGAAGUACUUGAUACUACUGGAGCUGGCGAUACUUUCACCGCAUCUUUUGCUGUGGCACUCGUUGAAGGAAAGUCAAAGGAGGAAUGCCUGAAAUUUGCUGCUGCUGCAGCCUCACUUUGUGUUCAAGUGAAGGGAGCCAUUCCCAGCAUGCCUGAUAGGGAAUCAGUGCUGAAUCUCCUUCAAUCUGUUUGAGGGAACAUAUUUAAUUUUUAAUGAACAUGCUAACUUUCUUGAUGUGAAUAAACAAUCCACAAAGCCGCCCUUUUCAACUUUUAAGUUAUUUGAUAAGAGUAUUCUUAGCCAGACCAAUUGGAGCUUCAGCUUUCUUUAGGUCUUUUGUCUUUUGGGAGGCUUUGCAGAUCUUAUUUUUGAAGAAGCAUACAAAAUGUAAGAACUAACCCAGAAGAAAAUUUCUUACUGUUUUCUUUCACCAAAA